Molecule: messenger RNA, 1762 nt
Organism: Cokeromyces recurvatus
Lineage: Eukaryota; Fungi; Mucoromycota; Mucoromycetes; Mucorales; Mucoraceae
Product: Phytochelatin synthase-domain-containing protein
Exons: 3
Coding region: 48-1649 (533 amino acids)
Biological process (GO): phytochelatin biosynthetic process; response to metal ion; detoxification of copper ion
Molecular function (GO): metal ion binding; glutathione gamma-glutamylcysteinyltransferase activity
Source: RefSeq, a predicted model, not a curated record
GCAAUUUCCUAGAAUAUACAUAAUCUUUAUUUCUUUUACCAAGCAACAUGUUAAAAGUACAGCCAAUUCAGUGGUUACGAUAUCGCACACGAUUUCAGUUACCUCAUUCCUAUCAACCAUUUAUUCGAUCAACAGCCAAAUUAAUUUUCCCUUUGACGAACCCUUUAAGUCGCAGCAUUGGCACACAAACUGAGAAUAUAGAAACUGAUUCCCAUUUGCAACAAAGUCCCACAAUAAAAACAAUACCAGAACCUUCUAUUAAAGCUGCUUUUCAAGACUUACUCGGAGUUACAUCUCCAGAAGCUAAUACUCAUGAUGAUUUAAAGAAUACUUUUUAUCAAAGAGAAUUACCAAAGACAUUAGUACGAUUUGCUUCCCCUGAGGGAAAGAAACUGUUUAGAGAAGCUAUGGAUAUUGGUCAUGCAGAAGGAUUUUUUCCAUUAACUGGUAAUUUUACAACUCAAUCGGAGCCUGCAUUUUGUGGACCUAGUUCUUUGGCUAUGGUAUUGAAUGCAUUGGAAGUAGAUCCUAAAAGAAGAUGGAAAGGCAAUUGGAGAUGGUAUUCAGAUGAGUUUUUGCAUUGCUGCUCUUCAAAAGAAGAAGUGAAAGUAAAAGGUAUUACCUUUGAUAACUUUGCCUGUUUAGCCAAAUGUCAUUGUGAUGUUCAAGUGAAUCGGGCAUUUGAUUUUACCUUUGAAAAAUUUGUGAAGGAUGUUGAAAUGGUAACAUCAACCUCAGAUAAAUUUAUGGUAGUUUCAUUUUCAAGAAAGGUUCUAGGACAAACAGGUGAUGGUCAUUUUUCACCAAUAGGUGCCUAUAAUGCUCAAGAGCGUAAAGUAUUAAUUUUGGAUACAGCACGUUACAAAUAUCCUAGUUAUUGGUGCCCAAUUGAAAUGCUAUUUGAGUCAAUGAACCCAAUUGAUAAGGAAACAGGUCGACCUAGAGGGUAUUUUGUGUUAAGUUAUGAUGUUGAGAAUCCACCUGUAAGUCUUUGUAAGGUAAAGCCUGAGGCAUGUACAGUAAAGAAAGAAGAAGAACAACAACCAGUCAAGUCGAAUAAGCAAUUGAGAGAAGAAGCAAAAUUAAAUUGGUCAACGAUUGCAAAAUCAUUCUGUCAACGUAUACCAGAAAAUUUAUGGUUAGAGAAACCUAGAACUUUAGAACAUGUAGUUAGAUUAGUACUUCGAAAUGUCCCAAAGGAAUAUACGACUAUCCUUGCCAAUCAAUCGCUUGCUUCUUUUAAUGCAACUAAUCCAGACAAAAAAGCAGAGAAGUACAUUAAUGAGCUAUUAUAUGAUACAACCAAGUCACCUUUAUAUCCAGUCGUGAUUGAUGCCCUUUAUCCUGAAAGGGAGAAUCAUUCUUAUACCCCUAUUGAUUAUAAUGCCGCAUUUGCUACCUUGUUCGUGUUAGGAUCACCGCGCAUGUUGUACACAUCAUUACCUAAAGAUUUACAGGAUCGUUUGGAUAAAUAUAGAAGGGAUGAAAGUAUGUCUACUAUUAUGAAGCAUGAAGUACAACGUAUAUCAAAUGAAGUUGUUGAUUUAACUACUGCUUUUUGUACCUGUGGACCAAACUGGACGUUACCAGAUCCUUCAAGUAAUGAUAAAAAAAGCUGCUGUAGCAACACUAGAAGCUUACUAGAUUAAUAUUCUUUACAUGCUUUAUUUUGUAGAAUUGUAUAUCUCUUAUAGAAAACGUAUUAUAUUUAUAUUUAAUAAUAAAACAAAAAAAAAAAUCUUAUUUGCGCAGAUUAACUCUA